AAGGGGAAGAUACUAACUAGGAGAAGAAGGAAGAGGAGGAAAACAAGAAACAGAGCCAGUGUGUGCGAGUCUGUCAGAAGUCCUGGUCAGUGAGCGCCCUCAGAACAGCAGCCCCUUGGAGCCAUGGGCCCAGCUGCUCUGCUCACCCUGCUGGCCUCAGCAUGGCAUGCUCAAGGGGUGCCUGUGAUAGAGCCCAGAGGCCCUGAGCUUGUGGUGAAGCCUGGUGAGUCACUGAGCCUGCGAUGUGUGGGAAAUGGCAGCUUGGAAUGGGAUGGCCCCAUCUUCCCUCACUGGACCCUGGACCCCACUGCCCCACAAAGCACCCUGACUACCACCAACACCUCCUUCCUGCAUACGGGGACCUACCGAUGCUCUGAGUCGAGGGAUCCACAGGGAGGCAGCGCAAGUAUCCAUGUCUACGUCAAAGACCCUCUCCGGCCCUGGAGACUGCUCGCUGAGGAAGUGACAGUGGAAGAGGGCCAGGACGCGGUGCUGCCCUGCCUGCUUACUGACCCCUCGCUGGAGACUGGCGUUCUGUUGAUGAGGACAAGAGGUCGCCACGUGUUGCCCCAGACCAACUACUCCUUCUCCCCCUUGAGUGGAUUCACUAUCCACAAUGCCAAGUUCAUCGAGACCCAGACAUACCAAUGCAGUGUUCGUGUGGGUGACUGGACCGUGUCGUCACUGGGUAUCAACCUCAAAGUGCAGAAAGUCAUCCCAGGGCCACCGACCUUAACCCUGGAGCCCAGAGAGCUGGUGCGAAUUCGAGGAGAGGCUGCCCAGAUUGUGUGUUCAGCCAGCGAUGUUAGUGUCAACUUUGACGUCUACCUCCAACAUGAAAACAAUAAGCUCUCCGUAGAUUACCACUCGGAUUUCCUCGCAAAUCGUUACCAGAAAGACUUGACCCUCAGCUUCAAUCCUGUAGACUUCCAGCAUGCUGGCAACUACUCCUGCGUGGCCACCAAUGCCAAGGGUGUCCGUUCCUCCUCCGUGGUCUUCCGGGUGGUAGAGGAGGCCUACAUAAACUUGACCUCCAAGCAGAACCUCUUCCAGGAGGUGAAGGUGGGAGAGAGUCUCAGCCUCAGUGUGGAUGUGGAGGCCUACCCGAACCUGGAAGCUUUUAACUGGACCUACGAGGGACCCUUCGCUGACCAGCAGCCCAAACUCAAUUUUGUUACCAGGAAGGACACAUACAGGUACAGCUCCACUCUCUCUCUGUCCCGUCUGAAGGACUACGAGGCUGGCUACUACUCCUUCCAAGCCAGCAACACCAGAGGGCCCCAAGCCCUCACCUUUGUGCUCACUCUUCGAUACCCCCCAGAGAUAAUAUUACUCACAUGGACCCUCAUUAAUGGCUCUACUGCUCUGAUUUGUGGUGCCUCUGGCUAUCCUCAACCCAAUGUGACCUGGCAGCAGUGCUGGGGUCAGACUGACAGGUGUGAUGCAACCCAAUCGCAGCUUGUGGGGGAUGAACAGACUGAGGUCGUGAGCCAGGACCCCUUCCACAAGGUGAUGGUUCAGAGUCUGCUGAUACUGGGAGAUAUGGACCACAACGUCACGUACGAGUGCCGCACACACAAUAGUGAAGGCAACGACUCCCAGACCAUCAGGCCCAUUACAACAGGAGCUACCAAGAGACUGAAGCAGGAGACCCUCUUCACGCCGAUGCUGUUAGCCUCCAUGUCAGUCACGGCCGUGCUGCUGCUGCUGCUGCUGCUGCUACUGUACAAGUACAAGCAGAAGCCCAAGUACCAGGUGCGCUGGAAGAUCUUGGAAAGCUACGAGGGCAACAGUUACACCUUUAUUGAUCCCACGCAGCUGCCCUACAAUGAGAAAUGGGAGUUCCCCCGAAACAACCUGCAGUUUGGGAAGACCCUUGGAGCUGGUGCCUUCGGGAAGGUGGUGGAGGCCACGGCUUUCGGUCUGGGAAAGGAAGACGCUGUCCUGAAGGUGGCAGUGAAGAUGCUGAAGUCCACGGCUCAUGCUGAUGAGAAGGAGGCUCUCAUGUCGGAGCUGAAGAUCAUGAGUCACCUGGGCCAGCAUGAGAACAUUGUCAACCUCCUGGGAGCCUGCACGCAUGGAGGCCCUGUCCUGGUCAUCACCGAGUACUGCUGCUAUGGUGAUCUGCUCAACUUCUUGAGGAAGAAAGCCGAUGCCAUGCUGGGUCCCAGCCUGAGUCUCGAUCAGGACACUCCUGAGGUCAUUUCUGCCUACAAGAACAUCCACUUGGAGAAGAAAUAUGUCCGCAGGGACAGCGGCUUCUCUAGUCAAGGUUUGGAUACCUACGUGGAAAUGAGGCCUGUCUCCACAUCUUCAAAUGACUCCUCAGAGCAAGACCUGGACAAGGAAGCUGGGCGGCCGCUGGAGCUGCAGGACCUGCUGCAUUUCUCCAGCCAGGUGGCCCAGGGCAUGGCUUUCCUGGCUUCCAAGAAUUGCAUCCACCGGGAUGUGGCAGCCCGAAAUGUGCUGCUCACCAAUGGGCAUGUGGCCAAAAUUGGGGACUUCGGCCUGGCUAGGGACAUCAUGAACGACUCCAACUACAUCGUCAAGGGCAAUGCCCGCCUGCCUGUGAAGUGGAUGGCGCCCGAGAGCAUCUUUGACUGUGUGUACACCGUGCAGAGUGACGUGUGGUCCUACGGCAUCCUCCUGUGGGAGAUCUUUUCACUUGGGUUGAAUCCCUAUCCAGGCAUCCUGGUGGACCGCAAGUUCUAUAAGCUGGUGAAAGAUGGCUACCAAAUGGCCCAGCCUGUGUUUGCCCCAAAGAAUGUCUACAGCAUCAUGCAGGCUUGCUGGGCCCUGGAGCCCACCCGCAGACCCACCUUCCAGCACAUCUGCUCCCUCCUGCAGAUGCAGGCCCAAGAGAACACCAGAGCACAGGACUACACCAACCUGGCUGGUGGUAGUAGUAGCAGCAGCGAGCCGGAGGAGGAGAGCUCCAGCGAGCACCUGGCCUGCUGCGAGCCGCGUGACACUGCUCAGCCCCUGCUGCAGCCCAACAACUACCAAUUCUGUUGAAGGGAUGUCACGGCACUGCCUUUCCCCUCCAGGCUCCUCAUGGACAGGUGCCAUGGGGAGGACGGUCAUCAACAGUCUGAUCCAGACCUGAAACUCAGGAACACAGGACUCACGGUGGCCAGAGGGGAGUCCUCUAGAUUCUGGGCCAUCACUGCCAGUCAGGAGCUGGGGCUAAGUCCCUGUUUCCACUCCCAGUAUCUCAGGUUCUCACUGCUCAAGAAAUUUCCCAAACAUGCAUACUCUCAGCCCUUUACUCUUCCUUCUGUUCCUUGCAUCCCCAUGGAAAGAGGAUGGAUUGUGUGAAGUCCCAGAGUUGCCCUCCACUGAAAAUGGGGCUCAGCACAAGGAACAGAUAGGUUCUAGAAAUGUUUGUGUGGUCUCCUCUUGGUUUGUGCCCCAAGUGUCUUGCUAAACUCACCUGUUUGGGCCUCCUGUCACUGUAAUGAGCUGGGGUGGUUAUCUCAUCCCCUCAGCACUUGGAGCAGAAAGGCAGGGGACCAUGUGGCUGGCCACACUGCACAUGCACCCCAAUGACUAACAGUCCCACUAUGGGAGUUAGCAUUAAACUAACAGCAUUAACAGA
This is a messenger RNA of Suncus etruscus (white-toothed pygmy shrew), 3598 nucleotides long. It is a transcript of the gene CSF1R, whose product is annotated as colony stimulating factor 1 receptor. NCBI's taxonomy places the organism in Eukaryota, Metazoa, Chordata, Mammalia, Eulipotyphla, Soricidae. Gene Ontology annotation, molecular function: cytokine binding; ATP binding; macrophage colony-stimulating factor receptor activity. Gene Ontology annotation, cellular component: signaling receptor complex; CSF1-CSF1R complex. The transcript is spliced from 21 exons. Gene Ontology annotation, biological process: positive regulation of kinase activity; osteoclast differentiation; cell surface receptor protein tyrosine kinase signaling pathway. Bases 124 to 3015 code for a protein of 963 amino acids. The record is from RefSeq and is a predicted model, not a curated record.